UCAGAUUGUGAUUUCAGGGCCGCAACCAAACAAUGUCUGCUUCGAAUGCUGCAAAUGGGGAUAACCGUCGCAGAAACAAUUAUGUGAACAGGCGUGUCCAAGCUAAGAAACCCGCUGCCAAAUCAGGGAAUUCAGACGGUUCUUCAAGAGAUGCGCAUUUGAGCCGCGAAGAGCGAGGGCAGAAUCUGCAGUAUAGGAAUGUGAACAUGCAGAACUACAAAACUAUGAUUGAUGCUGCUAAGGACAACUUUGCGGACAUAGUUAUUGGCAAGGGAGAUACGGAAGAAUGUACAAUUUGUUGUAAAGCAAGUGAUCUGUUUGGUGUCGGUCCAUGCCGCCAUCCUGUGUGUAUGGAAUGCGCGAUACGGAUACGAGUUCUGUCGAAUAAUCGCCAGUGUCCGGUUUGCAGGACAAAUAUGGACACGUUGUGCUUCAUGUUCGUUUCGAGCAACCUCGAUGAGCAUUCGCUUUCUCUUCCAUCUUUGAAUUUUGCCGAUGAGGAUAGAUAUGGACUGCGGUUUGAAAACGGCGAUGCCAUUACUCGAUAUGAGAAAUACCUUGCCCAUGUGUGCAAGCUGUGCAAGAGCAGCGACGGCGAAAGAUUGGAGUUUCCUACUUUUGUGGCUUUACGACAUCAUAUGUCAAGUGUACAUCAGUUAACAUAUUGUCACAUAUGUACGGAGAACAUCAUACAAUUUUCUAGAGAAAGAAAAACUUAUACCCGCGACGGACUCCAGAGACAUAUCCGAGCUGGGGAUAGAGAUGACAAGAGCCUUAAAGGUCAUCCAUCGUGCUUAUUUUGCGAACAACGAUUUUUCGACGAAGAGUUUAGGUACAAACAUCUUCGCAAGGAACACUUCUUUUGCCAGUUUUGUGAAACGGAGGGAAAACAUAUGAAUGUUUUCUUCAAGAACCAUGCUGAGCUUCUUGCCCAUUAUAAAGAUCAGCAUUUUCUUUGCGAAUUCGAAGAAUGCAGGGCCAUGGGUAUUGCCUUCUCUAAUCAGCUAGAUUUGAAUUUGCAUAAGUCCAAGGACCAUAGCAAUCGUCGUGUGGGAUUGGGCCUUGACUUUCAAUUUAGUGAUCGACAGCUCGCAGGUCCAUCACGAGUUCGACGCGAACCGCCCGCAGCUGUUCCAGUCGCUCGUACGGAUAAAAUUGCUGUUGUUCCGCGAGAAGAACCAGUUGCUCCCAAAAGAACCGAUGAGUUUGUGGUUGUCCCGUCAGCGCAAAGUACAAGUCGUAGUCGUGCCGUGAGAUACAAUAUUGCUCCGGCCUACACUCCGCUCAACGAGGAUUUUCCCAGUCUAGGUCCAAGUCUUCCGAGCUCACGUUCCGAUCCUGCUCUUACGACCCUGCGUCCCGAAAACUUUCCGCGAUUAAAUCGUGUCAAUCAUCCUGGUGCAAAACAGGUUCAGCAGAAUGGAGCUGUUCCCAGUGGAUCGCGGCAGCAACCACAGUCACAAGACCCACCUCGUCCUGUUGAAGAUUUUCCUGCAUUACAAGUUGCUACGAAACUGCUUCCUUCUACCUCUGUUUGGUCGAAAAAGAAGAAUUCCAAGUCGGUUAUUGUGGAUUGUAAAGUUCCCAAUAAUACAAAGCGAUUACCGCAACCAGAUGUUUGGCCUGAAAGGCCCGCAACUACCCAAACGCGGGAACCGGAACCAGCGCAAUGGCAAGAGGUGCCACAGAAAGCAAAGAAGCAGGACAAGAAGAAACAGGUGAAGCCAAAGACAUCCAAAAUCAGCAACCAUCCAGGAGCAGAAGACCUCGGAUCCUCGUCUGAGGACCAGCUGCAUCUCGCUUCCGUUGAAAAUCAUGAUAUGCAACACCUGUCGGACUCAAGUAGAACGAAUCGCGAAGAACCUCUCCCAAAGCAGAAACUUGUUGGUGUUCUUCGUAAAAGUAAGAAAAGUGCUCCAGAUAGGGAAGUCCAACACCCUGUCCGAAAGGAAGAUAAAAAUUUAUCAAAAGAGGAAUCACAAGCCAGUGGUGAACUCGAGCAGACACAAGGGGCUCAAAAGGGUGAAAAUGCUGAUUUAUCCGAGGUGGAGAGAUUUAUCGAGGAGUCAGCAGAGAAGGAUGUCGCUUCGAAAGAAAGUUUGAAAGAAAGGGAAACAGAAACUGCGGCCAUAUCUUCCUCUAUACUAGAUUGGUUUUCCUUGCCUUCGAAAUCUUCGCUUUUCUCCAACCUCUCGCUUUCGAACGUUUUGGGACCGAAAGAAGACGAAAGUGCUUCAAAGAAAACUCUAAGUGAGCCGAAAGCGUCGAUUACUAUUCCGCCACCUCUCAGCAACGCUGUCAAAGAGCAGCGUAUAGUAGAACGAAAUCUGAUAGAGGAUGCUCCCCCAGGAUUGAUAACACCGCCACAAAGCGACAUUCUCUCCGGUCCACCACCGGGUUUUGAAGGAAUUUGCCCUGAUCCAUGCCCUCCACCAGGUCUACCGGUAGCCCCAGCACCUCGCGCAGUUUUCUCAAUGGCCCCAUUCCUUUCUGAUUCUGAUUUGCGCACUGAAACUGCUCCAGCUGUAGCUGCUCAGAAAAGUGACAGCGAUUGGAGAACAGUUAGCUCAAAAUAAAUUACUUAGAGAAUGGCAAUAGAGUUUAUAAAAUAAAUACUGAGUUUUUAUGAUAAAUGC
Molecule: messenger RNA, 2636 nt
Organism: Cylicocyclus nassatus
Lineage: Eukaryota; Metazoa; Nematoda; Chromadorea; Rhabditida; Strongylidae
Source: the annotation of a GenBank genome assembly